Messenger RNA from Phycodurus eques (leafy seadragon), 5707 nucleotides. RefSeq names its product signal transducer and activator of transcription 5B-like. NCBI's taxonomy places the organism in Eukaryota, Metazoa, Chordata, Actinopteri, Syngnathiformes, Syngnathidae. The coding region runs from base 365 to 2725 and encodes 786 amino acids. Gene Ontology annotation, molecular function: DNA-binding transcription factor activity, RNA polymerase II-specific; RNA polymerase II cis-regulatory region sequence-specific DNA binding. The record is from RefSeq and is a predicted model, not a curated record. Gene Ontology annotation, biological process: cytokine-mediated signaling pathway; cell surface receptor signaling pathway via JAK-STAT; defense response. The transcript has 19 exons.
GCGGACGCGUUUACGUAUCGUAGCCACACCCCAUUCGACGGGCUACGGUGAGCCUUGUAGCAGGAAGAAGAAGGAAAAAAAAGAUGGUAGGACUGCAACAAGUCGAGAGCAUUUUUGUCAGAAAGUUAAAUGCAAACUUAAACCAAACAUCAUUUGGACGAAGCCAAUAAAGAGGUAGUGUGUUUUAUUUCGAAAGCCAGAAACGGAAGCUGCCCCUAAUCUUGGAGCGUUCUUGACUGAUCGUUCCAGCAACAGCUGGUUUUGCACAAAUGGAGUGCGUACGUCAACCACUGUGACGUUUGGAAGUUGCGUUUACGUGUCGGAGUCUCUGUGAGCCGUUCUGCAAGCCUUUAAAAGGAGCACCAUGGCCAUGUGGAUCCAAGCCCAGCAGCUGCAGGGCGAUGCCUUGCACCAGAUGCAGGCACUGUACGGCCAGCACUUUCCUAUCGAGGUGCGGCACUACUUGGCCCAGUGGAUUGAGAGCCAACUAUGGGAUUCAGUGGAGUUGGGCAACCCAGCAGAGGAAGCCAAAGCCAAGCAUCUUCUGGACAACCUGGUGUCAGAGCUUCAGAGGAAAGCCCAGCUUCAGGGAGGAGAGGAUGGCUUUCUUCUUAAGAUCAAGCUGGGACACUAUGCAAACCAGCUCAAGAGCACAUAUGACCGCUGUCCUUUGGAGCUAGUGCGCUGCAUCAAGCACAUCCUGUGUUCCGAACAGCGACUGGUUCAAGAAGCUUCGAACGCAAAUUGUGUGAGUGGGGGGCAGGCCAUAGACAGCCUCUCCCAGCGCCACCAGCAGAUCAAUCAGGCCUUCGAGGAGCUCCGACUAGCCACACAGGAGACUGAGAAUGAACUGAGAAAGUUGCAACACAGCCAAGAGUACUUCAUCAUCCAGUACCAGGAGAACCUGCGCCUCCAGGCCCAGCUGAGCAGUCUGAACUCCCUGCCUCCAACUGAGCGCACCCAACUGGAAACCACGCUACAAACCAAGAGGGCCACCGUGGAGGCCUGGCUGGCCAGAGAGGCCAGCACGUUGCAGAAAUACAGGCUUGACCUGUCAGAACAACACCAAAAGACCCUGGCCCUUCUGAGGAAACAACAAACUUUGAUUCUAGAUGAGGAGCUCAUUCAGUGGAAGAGGAGGCAGCAGUUAGCUGGCAAUGGCGGUCCCCAUGAGGGAGGACUAGAUAUUCUCCAGUCCUGGUGUGAAAAGCUGGCAGAUCUGAUCUGGACGAAUCGACAGCAGAUUCGCCGCUGUGAACAUCUCACUCAGCAGCUUCCUCUGCCAGGUCCCAUGGAAGAUCUGCUGAGCAAGCUCAAUACGGACAUCACUGAUAUCAUCUCUGCCUUGGUCACUAGCACCUUCAUCAUUGAAAAGCAACCGCCCCAAGUGUUAAGAACCCACACCAAGUUUGCAGCAACGGUGCGACUUCUGGUGGGUGGAAAGCUCAACGUCCACAUGAAUCCACCUCAAGUAAAGGCUGUCAUUGUUAGUGAGCAACAGGCCAAAGCUCUACUCAAAAACGAAAGCACACACAGUGAAAGCAGUGGUGAAAUCCUUAACAACAACUGUGUGAUGGAGUAUCACCAGGCCACAAGCACGCUCAGUGCAAACUUCAGAAACAUGUCUCUGAAGCGAAUCAAGCGUUCGGACCGUCGAGGCGCAGAGUCGGUGACUGAGGAAAAGUUCACGGUUCUGUUUGAAUCACAGUUCAGCAUUGGAGGCAAUGAGCUGGUCUUCCAUGUUAAAACUUUAUCACUACCAGUAGUCGUGAUAGUCCACGGUAGUCAGGACAACAAUGCCACCGCAACAGUACUUUGGGACAAUGCCUUCGCUGAACCAGGUCGGGUUCCAUUCGUUGUACCAGACAAGGUACUAUGGAGCCAGCUGUGUGAGGCCCUCGAUAUGAAGUACAAGGCGGAGAUGCACAGCGGCCGUGGCCUGUCAGAGAAUAACCUGGUCUUCCUGGCACAGAAAGCUUUCACAAGCACAAGUAACAACCCAGAGGAAUACCGCAACAUGACCAUAUCCUGGGCCCAGUUCAACAGGGAGAGCCUACCCGGACGCAACUUCACCUUUUGGCAGUGGUUUGAUGGAGUCAUGGAACUUAUGAAGAAACAUCUCAAGCCUCACUGGAACGACGGGGCUAUCCUGGGUUUUGUUAACAAGCAGCAGGCACAGGAUAUGCUUCUGUCCAAACCCAACGGGACAUUCCUCCUGCGAUUCAGUGACUCUGAAAUCGGUGGCAUCACCAUUGCCUGGGUGGCGGAGAAUCCCAACAAAGCAGGUGAAAGGCUGGUAUGGAAUCUGUUGCCGUACACCUCCAAGGAUUUCUCCAUUCGCUCCUUAGCUGACCGCAUCAGCGAUCUGAACCACCUCCUGUUUCUCUAUCCCGACCGACCCAAAGACGAGGUCUUCGCCAAGUACUACACGCCACCACUUUCAAAAGCAGUGGAUGGCUACGUAAAACCACAGAUCAAACAAGUUGUGCCAGAAUUCACCACCCCAAAUCCUGAACCCAGCGGAACAACUCCCACGUUCAUGGACCAGACGGCUUCUCCCUCUGCGGUCAACCCCAACAGUUUUGCUGCCUACCACUCUAUGGGGGACGCCAUGUUGGAUGCGGAGGGCGACUUUGACCUGGAGGACACCAUGGACGUAGCUCGACAUGUGGAAGAGCUACUCUGCAGGCCCUUGGUCAGCCAGUGGAGCAGCCAGCAGUCCUGAAUGGGGCACAUCAUUUCCUCCGGCAAGAUCACACGAGCAUCUUCACAUCCUGGACUUUUGGAAGACGACGGUCAGGUAUUAAACAGAGAGCAAAUCUGACAUCGUGUCAGUCUUGUCCCUCUCAACGGGUUUCCUCAAGCUGAAGAAUACCACGGGUGCCUUUCAACAGGCUUUUGAUACACAGCCGAAACAUAGGGCUAGUUUUGAUGUAAGCAUCCCGAUCACACGCGCCUGACAGGACUUCAUUGUGCCGAGGACACGUUCACCUCCCGUCAAGUGUUUUUCUCAUCAAAAUCUAUAAAGUACACACUGAACAGAUGCCAAGGAAGGAAGAUAUCCAUCCAUGUAUCUCUACGCUCACGCGCAUCCUAAUUAGGGCCGUAUCUCAGCCGACUUUGGGGCAAGAGGCGCGGUACACCCCCGGACCGGUUGCCGACUGGAAGGCGGAGGUGCUAACCGCUCGUUCACGGCGCCGGGAAAAGUUGUGUUUCUUUUCAAAUAGGAAUCAAUCAUUCUCAUACAGAAUUAGCAGUGGCAUGAACUUCAGAAAGUGCCGCAUUUCGGGAAAUGUACGCAAGCUCGUCCGCCGCAGUCUAUGGGCGAGAUUUCAGUUUGUUCUCAGGAGAUCCAAGUACAUAUAAGGCAUUUACAUCAAAAGUACAUUUGACAUAAUCAAAACUGCAACAAGACUGAUAAAGCUGUCACUUGUCGAGUAACGUAACGUAUGAAUACGUGCAGUACAUACAGUCCCCUCCAAAAGUAUUGGAACCUUUUGUUUUUGUUGUAUACGGAAGACAUUUGGGUGUCAGAUCAAAAGAUGACUAUGAGACGGAAGUUCAGAACUCCAGCUUUUAUUUCGUGGCAUUUGCACGUAGAUGCGUUUGAAGCCACCCACCUGUCAAGGGAGCAAAAGUAUUGGAACAGACAUUAUUCAAUUGACUUCAAGUGAAUAACAUUGAAUAUUUGGUGGCAUCGUUUGAAUUUGAGCGAUUCCGAUUCUGGUUCCAAAUGAUUCUCGAUUGCGAUUCUUUUAGGGGGCUGGCUCAAAAACGUUUGCGUGGUUUAAAUCAAGGGUGUCCUAAUUAAUGAACAUCAUUUUCUUAGCAGCCUGCUGCAUAAACUAAAACCAACAUUGGACUCGGGGUUCUUUAUAACCGGUAUCAAUAUCAAGCCUCUGAACGAAAAGGCAAUGUGUGUGGGACUAACCCAAUCGACUUAAUAUUCGUGAUUGUUGCAGGUAAAAGUUCAAUAUAGCAUUGUUAAAAUAGUUAUUUGCGACUGUUUUAUCACGUCAAAUGGUUUGACGUGCAAGUUUUAACUCGACUUCCCGUUUUAAGCGCGCAGCCUUUUAUUUUUGAAAGGUACGCGCACCGGAACUCGGCAUUUUGGCACGAAAAAUGACUUCGCGCGACACCGGUAAAAACGAAAUGCAAGACAAAGAGUCAUGGAGGGAACCAAAUGCUGUGUAAAACAUUGAUUCCUUCACCUACCCACCAAUGAGACGCACGGCUAGUGUUUGUCGUACCGUGACGUUUUGAUGGAUUUUGUCCCAAUUAAAGUUGCUCGUUUGACCUUUGGUGGAGUUUUAGCUCAAUGUUAAGCUUGUAAUGCGACUGUUUCUACUUUUUUCGGAGUAUGGGUAAUUUAAUUUUAAUUGUAUUUGUCAUGAACGCUUAUGUUGGUUUGAAGACUAAAAUAAACGCUAAAAACCAUCAGCGCAACCCACCGUUUAACUUCUUAGCUGCCUCAGUGUUGGCAGAGACUUAUUUUAUUCUUUCACACUCGCCCAGUUGACUUGACUGAAGUUCGCUCGGAGCGCGUCAGACUUCUUUCUACACAUCGUGAAAGCCUCCGUUGCACAAUAUAAUCUUAAUCCAAGUGUUGCACUCAGGUAAACACUUUCGUUUGCCGCUGCCGUUGGGCACGUGCGCGUUCUUCUUCGUUGGUUUUUCGCUACUUUCUUCUUCGGGGUCGGCGGACUGUAGGCACCGAAACAUCGGGACCAAAAUGUUGUAAUUUGAACAACUCGGCGAGAACCGGAAUGUUAGUCCCUGUUCCAAUCGCUUAACGAUGCCUAACCCUUACCUGCAAUAACUGCAUCAAGCCUGCGACCCACUGACUUCACCAGACUGUUGCGGUCUUCAUUUUCUUUUCCAGGCCUUUACUUCAGUCUCUCUCAGUUCUUGUUUGUUUCUGGGGGGGUUCUCCCUUCAGUCUCCUCUUCAGGUGGUAAAAUGCAUGCUCUAUUGGGUUUAGGUCUGGUGAUUGACUUGGCGAGUCUAAAACCUUCCACUUUUUUCCCCCUGAAGAAGUCUUUUGUGUUGGCAGUGUGUUUUGGGUCAUUUCCUUAUUGCAUGAUGAAGCUUCUCCUGAUUAGUUUGGAUGUAUUUUUCUGUAACUUUCCAGACAACAUGGUUUUGUAGACAUCAGAAUUCAUUCUGCUGCUACCAUCAUGAGUCCCAUCCAAAGACUAGUGAGCCCGUUCCAUAAGCAGCCAUGCAAGCCCAACCUCCACCAUGCUUCGCAGAUGAGCUCGUGUGUUUUGGAUCAUAAGCAGAUCUUUAAUUGGCUAGAACAAAUCAAAAAGUCUUUUAGUGAGGCCUGUGGCUUCCAUUUGGACUCAAAUUUAAUAUAGUAUAUAUUAUAGUGUAUUGCAAAAUAUGGUUCCUUCCCCUAUGAAGGGCAAACUGGCACUUUGUUACUGUUAAGUACCUUGCUGCAUGUCUUUUCGGCAUCACGUGGCUUCAGCAUUUAGCUGAUCACCAGAUAUAUUCCAGACAACAAUCAAAGAAGCUCGAGAUCUACAAGACCAUCCAUUCUCUGUACCACUAUGCUUCACUCGGGUCACGGGCGUGCUUGAGCCUAUCCCAGCGGACUGGGCGAGAGGCCGGCCACACCCUGAAUUGGUCGCCGGCCAAUGGCAGGGAACACAUAAACAACCAUUCACACCUACGGGCAAUUUCGAGUCUUCAAUGAACCAAC